Messenger RNA from Myxocyprinus asiaticus (Chinese sucker), 4731 nucleotides. RefSeq names its product ETS-related transcription factor Elf-1-like. Bases 736 to 2652 code for a protein of 638 amino acids. Gene Ontology annotation, cellular component: nucleus. Gene Ontology annotation, molecular function: sequence-specific DNA binding; DNA-binding transcription factor activity, RNA polymerase II-specific. The record is from RefSeq and is a predicted model, not a curated record. Lineage: Eukaryota; Metazoa; Chordata; Actinopteri; Cypriniformes; Catostomidae. Gene Ontology annotation, biological process: cell differentiation; regulation of transcription by RNA polymerase II. The transcript has 9 exons.
GGGAGCGUUCUGCUUCGUCGCGUCGCUCGCUUGCUCGCAGUGUAGAUGAAGUCAAACGCUUGGCCAAUCGCUUUCGAGGGAAAAGUGAGCGAAAGGAAUUCCCCACGCAGUGAAAACAGUGUAACCUUAUGUUGCAGAAAGUGACGAAGCUUGCUUUUAGAGCUCAGAACAAUGAACUUUCACCACAUUGUUUUCUGUCGCCAAAGAGAAUGAAAUCAUUUAGAUUCAAGAAGAUCCCUUAAACUAAAGUGGACAGGAGGACUCAAAUUAUACCAGAUUGCCAAGGAAUUGUUUCAUUGAAAUGGUCGCAGUGUAUCCACCACUCAGCCCACGUUAAACCUUAAACUGCUGAACUUUCUAUCUGUAAGUUGUGACACAAUAGGAUAAAAAGAGGUGUAGAUGCCCGAGACACACCUGGAGCAGCACUGUGUCUCAGAGCUAGAAGAACCCUCCUCCAUCACACAGUCUCCAUUGCUCUGAAUUCUCCACCACCCUGUUCAUCACUUCAGCUGGAAAAAAAACUUCAGUGGUGUGCAAGACCAAAAAGAGAACUCUGUUUUUACCUAACAGUGCCUCUCAUUUUGUGAAAGCAGAAGAUUACUUCAGCAGUGUUGCUGCCACAGAGUGCUUCCUGUGCCGAGGGGUGUGGUGCGGAGCUAAGCAGUCCAGGUAGUGUGCGGAGGGGUAGGAACCCUCUGCCCAUCAGCCAGUGUCCUAACCUCUCCCUACAACACCAUGACCACUGCAGUCCAGUCCAGCGAGCUCGUCUUUGAGUUCGCCAGCAAUGGGAUGGAUGAAAUCAAUCAGCUGGAUGACCCUUCAGUGUUCCCAGCGGUGAUCGUGGAGCAAGUGCCCGCCGCCGACCUCAUGCAGGUAUACUCUGGACUGGAGGCCGAUGAGGUGACUAAUGGCAUCAUGGUAGACACCAUUCAGGAUGUGGUGGAAGAGAACAUCAUGGGAGAUGUGGGCCUGUCCGUAGAGACCUCCGUUUCAGGUGGAGAGGACAAUAUGGAGACCAUUGAGGCGGCUGAAGCCCUGCUGAAUAUGGAAUCUCCUAAUAACAUCCUGGACGAAAAGCGCAUGAUUCACACAUAUGGGACAAUGCUGGACUCAGACCUGACCUACAUUUCCCUGCGUCCAGAGCAGCCCUUAAAUGGCUGCAUGGAUGUUCAUCUGGAUGAGGAAACAUCCUCCAUGGAUGAGAACCCUUCAAAGAACCCCUCCAAGCCUGCCAGGAAAACCAAAGUGCGUAAACCUAGGCCAGUGCGGCCUUGCUCUCCCAUCUCCAAUCCCUCUCUCCCACUGAAGAAAAAAAGCAAAGAGGGCAAAGGUAACACUAUCUACCUGUGGGAGUUCCUCCUGGCCUUGCUACAAGACAAAAACACCUGUCCCAAAUACAUCAAGUGGACACAGAGAGAGAAGGGCAUUUUCAAGCUGGUGGACUCCAAGGCUGUGUCUAAGCUGUGGGGCAAUCACAAAAACAAGCCUGAUAUGAACUACGAGACCAUGGGCAGAGCACUCAGAUACUAUUACCAGAGGGGUAUACUGGCCAAGGUUGAAGGACAGAGGCUUGUUUACCAGUUUAAGGAAAUGCCCUCAGAUCUAGUCAUUAUUGAUGAGGAUGAUAGUCAAGGGGAUGACCCCAGCCAUGGGUACGGACGGAACGUGGGGCGCAGUACAUCACGUGCACAAGGGAGAAGCUCUGGAGGCACACAGGUGAGGUCGGUAAAGAGAGAGAUGAGCCCCGGGCUGACCAGAAAUGGAAAACAAGCAGAACAUCUAAUGCAGACUGUCCAUGUUCUUCAGCCAAAUCAGGGAGCUGCUGUCCCAGCGCCAACACACUCCGUAAGGACUAUUAAUAUGCCAGGCUCUGUUCCCAUGGUCCUCACGUCUGGGGCCCAAGGAGGAGGUCCUGUCACCAUGCAGACCCUGCCCCUGUCCUCUGUCCUGACCAAUGCGGAUUCCUCCACACAUGCCUCCCCACCUCGGGUCAUUCUCCACACAGUGCCUUCCACCAGCCCUGGGGGUAAAGAUGUGCUCACCAUCCAGACUGCCUCUCUGACAACUGACAGCAUCCAGCACCAGCAGCUCCUCGUGUCUCUGGGCUCGUCCAGCGGAGGGGUCAUUAGCACCAUGCCACAGCAAGCCGGGUCUCUUAAUGGACUCACCCGCCUAGUCACCCUCAAUGCCAAUGGGCAGCCCGUAGUGGCCCAGCAGCCUGGAACAGUCAUCGCCACUGUCCUAAAGCCCAGCGAGCUUCAAGGCUUACAGGUAAAAGAGGAGAUCCUUGACCCCCACUAUUUUCAGUCUCUGGUCAACAGCCACCCCACCGUGGCCUCAUACUGCAAAGAGGAGAUGGAUGAUGGAAUGGCGGAGCUAAACUACAGGACUGUGAUCAUCAGCAGUGCAGGUCAAGAGCUGAGUCAGACUCUCAACGGACACUCAGACAUGGGCUUGCAGCUGGCCAGCAGCCCCAGUGAGGGUCUUACCCCUGUGGAGGAGCUGGAGGUGAGGGGAGAAGUGGCCCUGCAUCCAGAGCCUGAGGCCAAAGAUCUGUUGGAGACCUCUGAAGGCCUGCAAGAUCUGCCAGUCUCCAUACAGAUACCUGCCUCCCACUUCAUCCAGGUAAAAGCGGAGCCUGCUGAGACCUAAACUAUGAGCAAAAGCAGAGGAACAUGAACACAAUCGACCAACACAUGAAAACAAAGACGUGGUUUAUUUUCAGUGGAGCAGAUUAUAUGUAUUUUAUUGCUCUCGAUUGUUAGAAUCGGCGUUGACCUGAAGACUGUUGUUUACUCAAAGUGAUUGUGCCUAAAUCUGAACAUUUAAGGGAUAGUGACCACAUUGUCAUAAAAGCUCUUUUGGCUUGCUCUCUGUCACCCACUCCAAAACCAACAGAAGAGCAGCCAUUCUCUAACCAGGGAUAUUUCCACCAUAUGUGCCAGUUGAGAUGUUUCUGUCUCUGCUAACUCAUCUCCACAGACAAAUCCAAAGACUUUAUCCAACAGAGGGACCAAAGGAGGAGUUGGUGGUUAGCCAAAAUGAAACCAACAACACACCAUUGAUUUUAGAAUAAAGACCACAGUUGCUUGGGACUUGCAAGAUAAAGAAACAUUUGUUUCUCUCUGAUGUAGCUCCAUUCCCAUGGACUUCAAAUCCCCAAAAGUAUGCCUUUUGGAAUAAGACUGAGAGUGCCUCAUGAAAAGCCUGUAGGUGGUUAAUACUUUUUUUGAACUGAUGUUUUGAAGGGGAAAAUUAUAUGAUUCACUUUGUUUUUGUUAGAGAAUAAUGACAUGAUCUCAUCUACCCCAUAUAAUAAUGCCGACCAGGUUAGUAUCUUUCCAUCGCACGCAAAUGUAAAGCACUGUGCUUUCAUGGAAAUGGGCAUUCCCUGUCCAAAGAGACAGUUCAAGUAGACUUUGUUUGUAUAUAGUAAACGACUGGAGAUUAUAGUGACAAAUUCCCAAAUCAUCUGCUAAAGUAUUUCCCUAUUAUAAUCUUGUUAAUAUGAAAUGGAACGCAGUGUGUGUGUAAUGUAAUAUAUAUAUAUAUAUAUAUACACACACACACACACAACUGAGAUUCAAUUUAUGGCCACAAAUUUAUUUAUUUUCUGAAUUUCUAAAUUCUGUGUAAAAAAAAAUAAAUAAAAAUGCUUUUUUAAACAAAUGCAAAAAUGAGGGAAAAUGAAUAUGCAGUAUGUAGGGCUAAUUUUACCCAUAACAAAGAAAGUCCAGUAUGUUUAUUGUAAGUUGUAUUUUUCAAUGUAAAGCAUUCCAUGUAAUCUGCACAUCUUUCAUAUUGUAUCUAUUUUUCAUCAUAAGGGGAUAUGAAAGUAGUUUUGUGAGACUGAGCUUUAUCAUGCUGUUCUUAUACACUGUGAUGUGUUUAAAGCCAUUUUUACAGAGCGUACUUGUUAUAAAUGCUGUUCUUUGGUUUCUGCCUUUAAGCUGACAUACUUUUACCCCGUAUCAACUGUGUAUCACUUGAACGAUGCAUUCCCUAACACCUGUUUUUCAGGACAAAGUUUAUCAUCGACUUUGUCGCGAGCACAGCUGGUGCUGUCUGUGACAUUUAGGCUGAUGCUUCUAGGUUGACUUGUUAAAUGUAUUUAUUUGUAGUGUGGAUGUAGUCUUCUGUCUACGGCCUCUGUCCCUUCCUCGCCUCUUUUAAUAUCCAAUGAAUCUAGAGCACACUUUCUUAAUAGAUGCAUUUCCACUAGUAGACAGUGUGGAUGUUGCAGCCGUGUUGAUCCUGAACUAAAUUUGUUGUAAAUUAGAAGUGACUGAAGUUGUGGACUCCCUGAAGCCCAGAUCCUAGGCAGCAGGUCUCUGCCUAUAAUUCAGUUUGACUAAUAUAGGAGAUCUGCUAAAUUUUUAUGGUGCCGCUCUGACAAUCAUGGCUACACCAUGUAUUAUGCAAUAUUACAGCAAGACAAUCUGUGACCUCGUUCAUAAUGUAAGAAAAAUGCCCUGUGCACUGCAAUCUGGCCAGCAUAUGGUCUUUAUACCUGCUUUGUCUGAAAUUGCUGACCACAGAAAUAGAGAUCAUUAGAUUAUGGGUAAAGGUAUGCCAUUGCUCUUGCUGUAAUUUCAUCUUGCCUUUUCUUGGGGCUUUUCUUUGUUUUCAAUGUUCUUAUAGUAGAUUAGAUUUGUUUUCUUUAAAAAAAUAAAAAUAAAAAAAAAAGACAGCCAAAGGAGAUGAAAUAUAAUAAAACAAAUUUUGCCUUAA